Tachysurus vachellii is the source of this 5706-nucleotide messenger RNA. RefSeq names its product SH3-domain GRB2-like 3a (gene sh3gl3a). The record is from RefSeq and is a predicted model, not a curated record. The transcript has 11 exons. Gene Ontology annotation, biological process: synaptic vesicle uncoating; endocytosis. NCBI's taxonomy places the organism in Eukaryota, Metazoa, Chordata, Actinopteri, Siluriformes, Bagridae. The coding region runs from base 142 to 1299 and encodes 385 amino acids. Gene Ontology annotation, cellular component: glutamatergic synapse; cytoplasm; presynapse. Gene Ontology annotation, molecular function: protein binding.
UACAUAUUACUCAGUAAUACAACAUUGAGGCUCCGAAUACGAUUUUCUCACGAUCACUGAAGGAUUAUUUUCCGUUGUUUUCUCGUCGUUUUUACUUUAUUCUACCUCUGUUUCGACUUUACGACCCCAUUUUCUCUGAGGAUGUCGGUAGCGGGUUUGAAGAAGCAGUUUCAUAAAGCCAGUCAGUUACUGAGUGAGAAGAUAAGUGGGGCUGAAGGAACAAAGCUCGAUGAGGAUUUCAUGGAAAUGGAGCGGAAAAUAGAUGUCACCAAUAAGUCUGUGUUUGAGCUUCUUACCAAAACCACAGAAUACCUCCAGCCAAACCCAGCAUCAAGAGCCAGACUGGGGAUGCUGAACACCAUGUCAAAGAUCAGAGGACAGGUAAAGACCACCGGCUACCCACAGACAGAGGGGCUUCUGGGGGAUUGCAUGAUCCGGUAUGGCCAUGAACUUGGAGACGACUCUACAUUUGGUUGUGCUCUGUUGGAUGUGGGCGAGGCUCUGAAACAAAUGGCCGAUGUUAAAGACUCGCUCGAUAUCAACGUGAAGCAGAACUUCAUUGAUCCGCUGCAGACUAUGCAGGACAAGGACCUGAAGGAGAUUGGGCAUCAUCUCAAGAAGCUGGAGGGACGACGGUUAGAUUUCGACUAUAAAAAGAAGCGACAGGGGAAGAUUCCCGAUGAUGAAAUCAAGCAGGCUGUGGAGAAGUUUGAGGAAUCUAAGGAAAUUGCAGAGAGGAGCAUGUUCAAUUUCUUAGAAAAUGAUGUAGAGCAGGUGAGUCAGCUAGCAGCUCUGAUCGAGGCGGCGCUGGAGUAUCACCGUCAGUCCUCUGACAUUUUGGAGGAACUCAGUGGCAAAUUACAGAGCAGGAUAAACACAGCAAGCAGCAAACCUAAGAAAGAGUUCAAUCCAAAGUCCAUCAUGUUCAGCCUGGAGACCAUCAAUAGCAAUCAGCAUAAUGGCAUCUCCUACACAUCCUCUCUAAAAUCCACAGAUGCUGAAGUGAACCACAGUAUGAAUGGAAAAAUUGAUUACAUCAGCCAUCCUCCUCCCAUCAAUCCAGACUGGUCCGAAAGCCCCCGAGUGAGCAGUCAGACGGAGCUGCACAUGGACCAGCCUUGCUGCCGCUCGCUGUACGACUUCGACCCCGAGAACCAGGGGGAGCUCGGCUUCAAAGAAGGAGACAUCAUCAUCCUCACCAAUCAGAUCGACGAGAACUGGUACGAGGGGAUGAUCAACGGCGAGUCAGGCUUCUUUCCCAUCAACUACGUUGAGGUCCUCGUGCCCCUACCGCAAUGAGGCUUGUAAACACUGACUCUGUACAAGAGACACACUCUGUGGAAACUUCAUCUUUUAAUGCUUUAUUUUUCAGCGUCUAAGAGUAGUGAUUCAAGACAACUGGAAGUGUAUUAGAUUCUUGAUGAGUAGAGAACAUCUCAAAAGUUAGAUCAAGUCCAGUCACCUUGAUUCAUUAUUUCUAGACAUUAAUGAGCUGGAUGCCUGAAAAUCCUAUUUUUCAGUAUUUAUUUCUCUUUUAUAUGCAGUAUCCAGUGUGUGCUUCUGACCUUCUAACUUAGCCUUUGACAUUUGUUCAGCACUCUUUUUUUCCAGGUAUGUUGAUGGCUAGGGCUGUGCUUUUUGUUUGUCUUUUUUUUUCUUUUCUUUUUUAUAAUUCCAGGUUCAUGUGGUUUAGCGGUUUGAGUGCCUGCUCUGAGCUUUCAUGUCACCGAAACACAAUUUAUGAAAUGUGAGGAUCUCUAAUGCUGUUGCGCUUUCUCUCUUGCGCACUUGCUCUUAUUAUCUGUCUUUUUGUUUACACGACUUAUUGUGAUUAUCUGGAAUCAAGACAGCAGUAACAAAUCAAAAACGAUGCAGAGAUUGAAGUACAGGGUGGGCGAUGUGGCAAAAUUAUUAUACAUCACAAUACUUCUCUCACAAUGCAUAAUAUCUGUAUCAUUUCCAAUUGAUAAUCAUCCUCGGAUUAGCUACUUGGUGUAACAGUGGAGAGAUGGUCAGUGAAACGCAGGAGUUUUCAACCUGUUUUCUUCAGUGACCUCAUUUUCACCCUCAGACAAAAAUUCCCACUACAACUUAACAAAACAUGCGAAUAUCCAUAAAUGUUAUAAACAUGAACUGCUAUUCUGUAUGGUUACUUAAAGUUUGUGUAUUUUCCUAUGCUCUGCGGUGAGAACAUACACAGAACAAAAGGCUUCUGCUAAAACUUUUUUGUAUGACGAUGCAGUGCCAGUAAUCUUUAAGUAGUUCCCUGCUGCCAAUGUCUGGCCACUGUGAAUAACAGUGCAGUGAAAUGUGAAAGGUUGACAGAAUCACAUUCAUUUUGUGACAUUAAUCUUAUAUUCACUCCAUAAAUCAAGUUCAUGUGCAUAGAGCUCCAUUAGCUGGUAAAAAUCUCCUGCAGCUCCGUCUGACCCUAAAACCGAGAGCUGACGGUGUACUGGCCAUCGUAUAAUAUAUACCAAACCAAACCAAACCAAGACAAGAUCAGAACUUUUAUCCACCCCAGUGUGAAAUUACAACAUAUAAUAAUUAAGUGAAAAACAGGAAAAAUAAGAAAUAUAAAAAAGUCCUAAUAACCUGGGUGCAUAACUGUGCUGGUUUCAGAAUGAACCAGUGACAUUCAGUCAUUCAUAUUAAAACAUAAAACUUUAAAAGCUGUCAUAAACUACAUGAUUCAGAUUAACCCCUAUUACAGCUGUAGUUGUAGGAUUUUUUUUUUAUCUAAUAUUGAGUUCAUUCGUAGCAGCUGUUCACAGAUAGUGUUCUAAUUUGCUGGAUCUAAAAUGUUUACAAGAAACAGGGGGAAAAUAUUGACAUGUGUUAAGGGGUGUGUUUUUCACUUAAUUUUUUUGUGUUUAGUCCUGGGCUGGAUGGACAUGAUUUAUCUUGUUUUUUUUUUUGUUUGUUUUUUUUUUACAUCACAACAUCCUGCCAUUUUAACAGCAGUGUGUAGACUUUUAUAUCCAUUGUAGCAUUUCUUGCUCCUGGUCACAAAGUACUCAUGUUUUGCAUGUUUUGGUGUUUAAGCUCAUGAGCUAAUCAGAGAGCCUAAAUUUGCUUCAAUUGGAUAGAAGAGAAAAAACACCAGCCUUUAAAUGACAGAUGAGCUCCAGAACAAGCACAAAGAAACACUGGUGUAAUAAAAAAUAAAUCAGCACAAAAUUCCAUUGUCUGAUUUAUUCUAAGGUGACACCAACAAACUGGACCUGAUGGUUUGGUAUUAACUGUCUUCUUGUCAUAUGAGACGUACUGUUUACUCUCAGUCAUGAUAACUUUUAUAAUCACAUGUAAUUAGCCAGAGAAGAACAUAUUGUAUCACAACAUAUUGUCUCAUCGCCCACAUCUGCAAACUUGUGUCACAUCCUGAAGUGUUUCUUUAUGUUGGGAUUGUGGUCGUAUUGCACUAAAGCUUUAGAAUCAACUGUCAGUCACAUGGCAUGUUGGAUUUCCUGUUUGCACUUUCUACUGAAUCUCUGUGCCACGUCAUGUGUUGACAUCAGCCUGUCUCAGAGGGUAAACAAUGUAUGUUCACCUUGGAGCGAAUAUUUUCCCAGUACCAUACAGUGAUGUUACAAAACCAAAAAACCUGCAUCAUGUUUCCAGCCGUCGAGUCGUUUGCAUAGAAAGCUUUGCAAUGCUUUUCAUGCCUUGUUUGAUCUGUCAAGACUGACAUUUUGAUUAGCCAAGUGCCGAUAUUACAAUUUCAUAUCAGGGUCGUUGUUGAACCAUGACAAUAUUGUAUUAAAACACCACUAAUGAUAAAAUACAAAGAAAAACUAGCUUGUAAUUUGGAAUAACACACAAUCAUUUUUGGCUUGUUUGUACAUAACAGUACAACAGUUUUAGAUUCGAAGAAUAAAUGUUGAACAUUGCGGUAUAUAUUAUACCUGAUUUUCGGCACAUGAUCAGUAAUGACAUUAUAAAAAAGUGGUAAAUGACUGUAUUCCUCCAGUGCCACAAAACUACUCUAUGUAGUUUAAUCGAGCCAUUCGUAUUUUUAUUUUAACAGCCGAUGACUACUUUUUAUCAUCUGCUCUGUGAAGAUGUUUGCAUGGCUAUGACUGCCUUUUUCUGUGCUGCGUUUUGUCACUGUUGCCUUCGCUGGUACAAGGAAAGAUCAUUAGAUAUGUCAUAGGGGAGAAAAGGGAAAAGAUUUUAAUUCUUUAUUUUGUUAAAAUUAGGGCUGCAACUAAUGAUUGUUUUCUUUUUCUGAUCCACUGAUCAUUCUGCUUUACACUGUAUCAUAUAUAAGUAUUUUAUAAAGAAGGCGAAAUCAAGAUGGGAAAUUUUUCAGCAGCAAAAUUCAGCAGCAACAACCCCGAUGAAAGAUUCUCAAAUUACCUGCAUCAGACACCACACUGAUGACUGAUGUGCUAAUUGCCCUGCAUCUUAACGGUGGAUUAACAUUAAUAAAAGCAUCAAACUAUUUUACAGGUCGGUUUAAUUAUCAAACAUCUCAAAUUUUGCAGAUCUGUUGCAGCCCUAGUUAAAAUAAACGUGCUAUAAAGUGCAGGCAUCUGUGAACUGUGCGUUAUCACAGUUUGUAAUAAUGUCACGUUCUUGUGUUUCUAAAAAAGAAAACAAAAUGACAAUUUUAUUCCCCAUGUUCUCAAGUGUCACUGAAAUUUACACUAGAUUUAAUUCUUGUGCUCAUUUGUCCAGAAAUUAUAAACCUUGGAAGACAUCUGUAUUUUCUAUUUUACUGAAUAGAACAGACUUUAUCUAAGGAGUAUAAACUCUAUCAGGCUUCUCACAAAUAUAAUCCAUAUGUUAUGGGUGUUGCUUAAUGCAACAUUGUAGACCUGAUGAUCUGCUUUCCACGUGACUAGCUGCACUUUUCAACCAGUUUAACAGUGUUUUAAAUUUUACUUAUUGCCAUGUUAUAUAUGUUUAUUGUAGGUUUGACUGAGAUGACCAGCGGCACAUUUAUACAGUAUUUUUAAAGCUUGUUGUUGCCAAGUAAUUUUAUUGCUUUUGCUUGAAUACAAGGUGAAUAGGAACAAGACAAGCUUAAGCAGGCCUUAAUGUGAAAUACUUAAGCUGUGGUGCUCCAUCUGUUGAGCUCAAUGAACUGUUGUUUAGACUGUUUAUUAAUCAUACAGGAGUCCAGAGAGGCCUUGCGUUACAUUUAUAUCGUCCCAUAUGAAAAUAUUCAUCAUGCUUUAAGCUUAUAGCUAGCUAAAUGUACUGACUAAAUGUACGGCAAAACAUAACGGAUGAGAUCUAUUUGGUUUAAUUUUAAUUAUGCCGGUCUAGACUGGUAUUGUAAAUUGUUUACCGAUUUGGUGUAGAUAAAUAAGGCUAAGGAAUGAGCCUAGGUACAAAUUUAAGCCUUUAAACCAUUUGACUUUUGUGUAAAUUCCUGAUACAAACCUAGACUAAUUAUUUCCACUUCCAGAUCAGUCACUAUAAUGGGACGAUAUAAUAAGAAUAAGGCAGGUUCUCUCUGGACUUGUGUUAAAAACACUACUGACUCCUCUACCUUUAAAUGUUUUGUCCUGUAGCUUUCUAGUCAAUUUUGUCACUACAGUACUUGUUUCAGAGAGACAGGCAUGUGGACCAUAUGUAUUUUUUCUUUCUUUUACUCUCUUUAGUAUAAUUUAUACAAAAAGUGUUUUAUAGAUGUAAAUGAAUAUAUUACAAACUGUAUAUUGCAUAAAUAAAUGACAAAUCCUGAAUAAUCGUGGA